AUGCCCUCAGACGGCGUCCCAGCGGGACGGGCCGCGACGCGAACCCCUGAACCGCCCGACCGGGACGGAUACGAAAACUCACCACCACGGUUGAGACCGAAGCGCACCACCAAACCACCCAAUGACUAUGCACAAGAGCAAGAGAAAGAAACCGAGCAGAGGAAGACACGCUCCCAGCAGAAGAGGAAAACUCAGAAGAGGCCAGCAGCUCAACGCGACGCACCAACCGGAGAUGAAUCCGCAACUGAGAGCGAGGACCUGGGCGAGGACCUGGACACAGCCAAACUUGUAAAAGAGCUUAUCAAACUCAGAAAAGAGAUUAGACGACGAGAUGAGAUGCAUAAAGAGGAGCUAAAGAAAGUUAAAGAAGAAUUUAGUGCCGCCCUUGCAGAUGUUCGACAGGAGAUGCAAACUCUGACACUACUAUCCCGCUCUGAGUCAUGCUCGCAAAGCAGCCACGAUGAUAUCCUCCGCGAAAUCCAAUCCCUACGCACUUCAAUCACCACUUCGGAUUCUGCAAACCAUCUAUCCUAUGCAGAUGUUGCCCGCACGCCUCCGACCAGUCAACCGAGCAACAUACGGACUUUGUCAUCGUUUAACACGACACCGACAACCUUCACCGAUACGUUAUAUUGCACGAUAGACACCUCAAAGAUGGCAGAUAACGAAAGUGAUAGAACAUCUGCUGGCUCAAUUAGGGCAGCAGUUGAGAAAGAGAUCCGGACAAUGGAAAACUACACGAACUGGAGAUGCCGCGCUGUGACCGUGGAUCCAAAGAACACCUACCGGAUUAGAAUUGCUUGCCGAGAUGAAGCUGAACAUCAACUAGUUAAGAAAGCUGCAGAAGCAAAGAUUGGCGCAGGAGCCCGAGUGCUGCGUGACGAGCUUUACCCAAUCAAAGUCGACAGUGUCAGGAAGGCAGCAGUCCUAGAUGAAAAAGAUGAGAUUAGAGCCGGAGCCGCAGCAGCCUUCAGUGAGGAGAACGACACCACGGUUGCCAAGAUCGCAUGGCUCAGUAGUAAACAGAGUGCGAAGGCCUAUGGCUCUAUGGUAGUAUACCUAACCAAAGGCUCUGAUGCACGGAGGCUUCUGGCCGACGGGUUCUUCCACGCUGGGGGAGAGUCUGGCGUAACCAGCGUCUUUGAAUAUCGACCACGACCGGCACAAUGCUACAAUUGCCAAGAGAUCGGCCAUAAGGCAUUCCAAUGCAAGAACGCCCAGAGAUGCGCGAAAUGCGCCAAGGAAGGCCACCACCAUAGCAAUUGCAACGAAAUGGUCCUUAAACUCCGAGUGAUCCAGCUGAAUGUAAGGAAACAGGGUGCAGUGCAUGAUAGUUUGAUGAACGACAAAGAAAUUCAGGACGCAGUGGCGUUAGCGAUUCAAGAACCCCAAGCGCGGAUGGUUCAAGGCCGACUCUUGACUACCCCGAUGGGACACCACAAAUGGACGAAGAUGGUCCCUUCCGCAUGGAGAGAAGGCCGGUGGGCAAUUCGAAGCAUGCUCUGGGUUAAUAAGGAUGUAGAGGCGGAGCAAGUGCCAAUAGAAUCUCCGGAUCUGACAGCAGCGGUCAUUCGGCUUCCCGAGCGUUUGAUUUUGAUGGCAUCAGUCUAUGUAGAGGGAGGGGACGCCCAGGCUUUGCGUGACACGUGCAAUCAUCUACGCAAGGCAAUCACAAAGGUAAGGCGAACCACGGGCACAGUGGUGGAGGUUUUGAUUGUGGGAGACUUUAAUCGACAUGAUCAAUUAUGGGGAGGAGAUGACGUGUCGUUGGAAAGACAGGGCGAAGCAGAUCUAAUCAUUGACCUCAUGAAUGAAUUCGCCCUCACUAGUCUACUGAAACGAGGCACAAAGACAUGGCAGGGGGGAGGACAGGGUGGAGACUACGAGUCCACCAUCGACCUCGUCCUCGCCUCCGAGAAUCUGACGGACUCUAUGGUCAAGUGUGCAAUCCACGGGACAGAGCACGGCUCGGAUCACCGCGCAAUUGAAACCGUGUUUGAUAUCCCGAGGCCGGGUCCGAACCACCAGGAGCGACUUCUACUGAAAAACGCGCCAUGGAAGGAGAUCAAUGCCAGAAUCGCACGAGCCCUAGACAGCACCCCGGCGCAAGGCACAUUGCAGCAGAAAACCGACAGACUAAUGUCAGUCGUCUUGGAAGCAGUCCAUACCUUGACUCCAAAGGCCAAGCCGUCGCCAUACGCAAAGCGAUGGUGGACAACAGACUUGACACAGCUCCGUCAUAUAUACACAUACUGGAGAAAUCACGCCCGCUCAGAGCGACGGGCAGGACGGAAAGUCGCAUACCUAGAAAAGAUGGCGGAAAGUGCGGCAAAGCAAUAUCACGAUGCUAUCCGGCAACAAAAGAAAAAACACUGGAAGGAAUUCCUUGCAGACAAUACCAAUAUAUGGAAGGCCACCAAGUACCUGAAAUCAGGAGAGGAUACAGCAUUCGGAAAGAUACCACAGCUGAAGAGAACAGAUGGAACCACCACCACUAAUCAUGAGGAACAAGCAGAAGAAUUAUUAGCCAAAUUCUUUCCUCCCUUGCCAGACGAUAUUGAUGAUGAAGGACCUAGACCACAAAGAGCACCAAUAGAGAUCCCCGCUAUCACUAUGGAGGAAGUAGAGCGACAGCUAUUCGCAGCGAAAUCAUGGAAGGCACCGGGAGAAGACGGCCUGCCUGCGAUAGUUUGGAAGAUGACAUGGCCCACUGUCAAGCACACAGUCCUUGACCUAUUCUCCACGUCGCUGGAAGAGGGCACGUUACCAAGUCAGUGGAGACAUGCAAAGAUCAUACCGCUCAAAAAGCCGAAUAAGGAGGACUACACGACCGCGAAAGCCUGGAGACCGAUCUCACUUCUAGCGACACUGGGCAAGGUACUAGAAUCCGUGGUUGCAGAAAGGAUCUCCCACGCAGUGGAGACAUACGGCCUGCUCCCCACGAGCCACUUUGGAGCUCGAAAACAGCGAUCGGCUGAACAGGCACUCCUGCUCCUGCAGGAGCAAAUCUACACAGCCUGGCGUGGCCGUCGAGUCGUAAGCUUGAUCAGCUUCGAUGUCAAAGGAGCCUACAAUGGGGUCUACAAAGAAAGACUACUCCAGAGGAUGAGAGCGCGAGGCAUAGCAGAAAAGCUGAUCCGGUGGAUCGACGCGUUCUGUUCGGCACGGACGGCGACCAUCCAGAUUAAUGGGCAGGAGUCCGAGGUUCGCAUCCUCCCACAGGCGGGACUACCGCAGGGCUCUCCUCUAUCCCCAAUCUUGUUUCUCUUCUUCAACGCAGACCUAGUACAACGACAGAUCGACAGCCAGGGCGGAGCGAUUGCUUUCGUGGAUGACUUUACCGCAUGGGUGACCGGGCCCACUGCGCAGAGCACCGGGAAGGAUGAAGCGAUCAUCACGGAAGCGCUCGACUGGAAAGAAGGAGUGGAGCGACCUUUGAAGCCGAGAAAACGGCUAUUAUACACUUCACCCCUAAAGCACAUAAAUUGGAUCAAGAACCUUUCACCAUCAAGGGACAAACCGUCAGACCCAAAGAUCAUACUCAAAUACAAGGAACACAUCGCGAGAGCCGCAUCCAAGGGCUUAGAAGCAGCGAUGGAGCUCAGACGGCUCAGAGGUCUAUCCCCGGCAACAGCGCGACAACUAUUCACAUCGACUGUUACUACAGUCAUGGAUUACGCCUCUAAUGUUUGGAUGCACGCUUUUAAAGAUAAGGCGAUUGGUCCAAUCAACCGCGUCCAAAGGGUAGGAGCGCAAGCGAUUGUGGGAACAUUCCUCACCGUUGCAACCAGCGUGGCAGAGGCAGAGGCUCACAUUGCCACUGCACAAAGCCGGUUCUGGAGACGGGCCGUGAAGAUAUGGACGGAUAUCCACACCCUGCCAGAAACCAACCCCCUUCGCAGAUGCACCGAUCGGAUCAGGAAAUUCAGAAGAUUUCACCGCUCACCGCUAUAUCAGGUGGCAGACGCCCUGAAGAAUAUUGAAAUGGACACGCUGGAAACUAUUAACCCAUUUACACUAGCACCGUGGGAGGAGCGAGUACAGACCGAUAUUAGUGAACCCCCAGAAUCGCACACUGUAGCGGGCGGAUCAAUGCAGAUCGCGGUAAGCAGCUCGGCACGGAACGAGGUUGUAGGAUUUAGUGGAGCAAUCUAGAGGAAA
Messenger RNA from Talaromyces stipitatus ATCC 10500, 4161 nucleotides. Its product is annotated as transposon I factor, putative. NCBI's taxonomy places the organism in Eukaryota, Fungi, Ascomycota, Eurotiomycetes, Eurotiales, Trichocomaceae. Bases 1 to 4155 code for a protein of 1384 amino acids. The transcript has 3 exons. Gene Ontology annotation, molecular function: nucleic acid binding; catalytic activity; zinc ion binding. The record is from RefSeq and is a predicted model, not a curated record.